Eutrema salsugineum is the source of this 5175-nucleotide messenger RNA. RefSeq lists its product as uncharacterized. The record is from RefSeq and is a predicted model, not a curated record. Bases 33 to 4931 code for a protein of 1632 amino acids. Lineage: Eukaryota; Viridiplantae; Streptophyta; Magnoliopsida; Brassicales; Brassicaceae. The transcript is spliced from 9 exons.
UCUCACUCAAUCUCGAGAGCAGGUCGUCGGCGAUGUUUCCCGGCAGAGAGAAUCCGAAGGGGACGGCGAAUCUGAAUAUGGAGAAUCUUUUCGUGCAUGUAUUUGAGAGCAAGAGGCGAAUCGUCGAGCAGGUCAAGCAAGGAGUAGAUCGAUUGGACCGGCAUUUAGCCAUGAAGUGCCUAAUUUCCGGAGUCUCUCCUCCGCCGUGGCUUCUACCUUCCCAAACUUCCGAGCCGAAUAAGGAGGAAAUUAUCUCAGGACUCCUAUUUCCUCAAUCAAGACCUAGCAGCCAUCCCUUUUCAUACCAAAAGCCUGUCAGUUUUCUAGCUGACAAUGUAGUAAGACCUGAAAAUAUUCUUGAUGCUACAUCUCCUGGACAUAGCCAAGGGAAAGUGGAUCCCAAAAGUGUCUCAACUACUGGUUGUGAUCGGAAACCAUCAUCUCCUGGAUAUUUUCAAGAUGAAAUUGAACCAAACUCUGGCCUUGACCCUGGAUUACCACUUUCCAAGAUUCAGAGAUCUAAGUCACGACAAAAAGAUUUGGAGCUUCGUAGUAGUGCCAAAGCUUCCAAAAGCCGAUCAAAUAGUAGAAGUGAGCUCAAACCUUCUCCCGGAGGAAAUAUAGGCCUUGAGAUUGCUUCUUUAAGGCCCGACUGUGUUUCUCAAGGUAAGGGAGGGGAUCAGUUUAUUAAGCUUAUUUCAAGUGAAGAGUCUUCUAACCCACAUCAGAAAGUGGGUUCGGUGCAAAAGUCUUCCAGUGGGGGUAUUUUUGCUUCUAUUGUACCAGAAUCUCCACUCGAGUCUGGUGAAUUGAAUGAGAUGAAUGUAUUACAGACCAUUGAGACAAUUGAUAAUAUGUCUGCCAAAGUAGAUGAGCAAGUGGAUGAUCCCCAAAGCAGAAGUUGCAAUGAAACAGCUUAUCUCGAUGGAGGUACAAGAUCUAUAAGCUCGAGUCAACAGAGCUCCAAGAGGGAACAUCAAAAGCCAAGCAGCUCCUUUUCUGGUGACAUUCCGUCAAGAAAUUCAAAUCCCUCUCACAGGGCAGAUCAUGAAGUCGAAUUACCCUUGGUAAUACCUCUCACUAAUGAAGUUUCUAUGGUGACAGAUGCUGGAACGAGCAGUAAUGCUCGAGGAAAUAGAUCCAAGACCGAAAAUUUAGGCUCUGAUGAGUCUUCUUCAGUUGACGUGGAGCCAAGACAUUCGAUUUCAUUACUGAAAGGUGGCGAUGUAAAGGAGUCGCUGAAUCCCUCGGCUAUUGAUGUUGAAGAUUUGGUAGUUGAAAAUACUGCGAGCGACGAUCAAUCUAAAGAAAAAGGUGAAUGUGUUGACACUAACAGAUGUUCAAGUUCUGGAAGGGUCAGCCAAACUAGCAUAUCCAGUGAAGAUUUAGUAGCUGAAGGUGUAAAAGAGUCACUGAUUCCCUCUACUAUUGAUGAUGAAGAUUUAGUAGUUGGAAAUAUAACGAGCGAGGAUCAGUCAAAGGAAAAGGGUGAAUGUGUAAAGGAGUCACUGAUUCCCUCGACUAUUGAUGUUGAAGGUUUAGUAGUUGACGAUCAAUCAAAAGAAAAUGGUGAAUGUGUUGACACUAAAAGAUGUUCAAGGGCUGGAAGGGUCAGCCAAACUGGUAUAUCCACAGAUGAGACGACAAUAGUGAGUGCAAUCCAAGACUCUUUAUCCAAGACCGAGCUUUUGGGCUUUGUUGAGUCCUCUUCAGUUGAAGUGCGGUCAAGACGCUCAGUAAUACAAUCAGAUGAUGAAAAUGUAUUGUUGAAGCCCGUUACUGUUACUGGUGAAGCUUUAUUAGUGGAGGAAGAUAACGCUGGGGAAUCAACUGAAAUAAGCAGUAUUCCAAAAUCUAGAAGUUUAAGCCAAACAGACAUCACGGAAUUUGAGCCAGUGGUGGUUGAAUCUAUUCUUCAGGAAAGCGGUACUCUAGAAGACUCGAUUGACAAUUCUAAAAAAUGUGAUACUAGUUGUGGGUCCAAGGAAGUGCAGCCACAGACACAGGGUUCGUUGACCAGAGCAGGUGGUAACCAAUGCCAUGGAAGAUUAAGUACGCCAAGAAGGUCAGCCAAUGAAGAGGAUUCAACAAAUGAGCUUAAGGCUCUUUCUGUUAGCUCUGAUCAUAAAACGGCUGACAAACAGCAGGAAGUUAGAGCAGAAAAUUCAUCAUUGACAACCUAUGAUCUCCCUGUAUUUAUGAAGGCUGAAUCAUCCCGUUUUGACGAUAAUGAAGAAUGCAACUUCGAAACGGAGAUUCCCAUGAAUAGUCGAGAAAAAUCUUCAAUGGAGAAGACCGCAACACUAGCAUCCGCCACAAUGAAGUUAGAUGUUCCAUCUCUCACUGAUUCUGAAGUACUUCUCUCGGCAGACAGUGAAAUGCAUGACACUGAAGAUCAUAAUGGCUUAAAGAAAGAAAUGGUACCAGAAGCGAAAUCGCCUGCUAGCCAUACUGGCAUUAAAAUGGGAGAGAAUGAACCUCCAGAGUCAAAUGCAUUCACUGGUCACAUAGAUGCAUUGACAAAGAGGCCGCAACAUGAAACAUCUUCUGACAAUUGUAUUCCCCCAAUGAAUAGAAAUCUACCUCAUUGUCCAGAGAGCUCUAUACAGGAAUUUUUCUGUUCAAGUUCCUUCAUAGAGGGUUCCAAACUGCAGAAUAAGCGGAGAAGAACCCUAGCCAAAUCAAAUAGUAGAGUGCUUUCGACAAGCCCCGGGGGAGACAUUCUUUCAGAUUCUGUUACGGAAACAGUACAUCAUAGGGAGGAAGUCGCAUGUCACAACCUCAAUCACUAUGAUGUUGAGUUACAAAAGAUGAUUGGAUCUGCAUCGUCAGCUGAGUUACGAUUUGAAGAGGGUUACCUAUUCAAGGAAGCUGGAUUGAUGAGUCCUCUAAAUCACGGAUUUAAAACAGAAGAUAUGGACGUUUUGCCAUUUGCUGGAGAAACCUCUCAUCCAUUUGCUAGUUGCGGUGUCCGCGAUUCAGAUUGUUCUCCUUGUUUAUCACCCUUGGGUUUGAUUGGCUCAGUCGAUGGAAGCCCCCCUGUUUUGGAGGGCUUUAUACUCCAUACCGAUGAUGAAAAUCGAAGCAGUUCCAAAAACCAGAUAAAACAUGACAGCUUCCAGCUUCCAAGAACUACAGCAGAAAGUGCGACCAUGAUAGAGCAGAUUCGCAAGUCUGCUUGCAAGACCACUCCAUCCUUACAUCUAGCGAAAACCAUUAAGUUCAACGGAAAACGGGACUUGGAUCAGUCUGUUUCAACUGAGCUGCUUGAUGGCACGUUUUUCAGUCAGAAUCUUGAGGGUAGCUCUGUCUUUGAUAACUUGGGGAUUAACCUUGAUUAUACAGGAAGAUUGUACACUGACUGUCAGCCUCUUUCUGGUGCUGGCUUAUCUACUGAUGCUAGGAAUCCUCGCGGGUCUCCAACUGAGAAGUUGUGGUAUAGGAGUUUGCAAAAGUCUUCAAGUUCAGAGAAGCGGGGCAGUCAGACACCAGACCUACCUUGCAUUAGCGAAGAGAAUGAGAACGUAGAAGAGGAGGCUGAAAGCUUAUGUACCAACACUCCAAAGUCUAUGAACCUAGAGAAGCGUGGGAGUUCAGUUCUGGACCUUCCUUGCAUAGCUGAAGAGAAUGAAAACAUAGAUGAGAUGUCUGAAGCUGUCAAUGAAGUAUCUGAUUCCGAAAAGGGGAUUGUCUCUGCUGAAAGGAAACCUCUUGCUGAUGUCAAUGAAGUCCCUAUACAAUUUCUUCCAUCUGUCUCUGAAGCCGAGAUUCCUGUUGACAGACAGAGCCCAGACUCUGUCAAUACUGCAUUCAGCUUUUCUGCUACGUGCAAUAACAGUGUCCAGAGUAAAGUGGGAAGGCAGAACGGUGGUAGCCGAAGAUUCACGGGUAAAGGUAAAGAUCACCAAGGUGGAGCAGGUGCUGGAAGAAAUGGUAGACCGCCUAGUAGCAGGUUCAGUAAGGCUAAGUUGUCUUGUAACUCGAGUUUGACAACUCUAAGGCCGCGGUUACCAGAUAAAGAACCUAGGCACAACAACAUUGUUUCCAACAUCACUUCGUUCGUUCCACUUGUGCAGCAGCAAAAACCAGCAGCUGCACUUUUUACAGGCAAGAGGGAUGUCAAAGUAAAGUCCUUAGAAGCUGCUGAGGCUUCGAAACGGAUUGCUGAACAGAAAGAAAAUGAUCGCAAGAUGAAGAAAGAAGCUAUGAAGCUUGAGCGGGCAAGGCUGGAAGAAGAAAAUCUGAGAAAACAGGAGAUGGAGAAGAAAAAGAAAGAAGAAGAGCGAAAGAAAAAGGAGGCAGAAAUGGCUUGGAAGCAGGAGAUGGAAAAGAAGAAGAAAGAAGAGGAGCGGAAGAGAAAGGAGUUUGAAAUGGCGAAUAGGAAGAGGCAGAGAGAAGAAGAGAAAAAACUGAAGGAAGCCAAAAGACAGCGAGUUGCAGAAAUUCAGAGACAACAGAGAGAGGCUGAUGAGAAACUACAUGCUGAAAAAGAACUGAAAAGACAAGCCAUGGAUGCGAAGAUAAAAGCACUCAAGGAACUGAAAGAAACUCAAAGUAAUGCUGAGAAAACCCGAGGACAGGCGAAUAGUAGGAUCCCUGAAGUAAGACCAAAGAGUAAUGCCAGCGAUGAUACCAAUGCUUCAAGAACCUCUAGAGAUGAUGAUUUCAAGGUAAUAAGCAAUCCUGGGAAAAUGUCUGAAGAGUCUUACGACAUCUCUCCAUACAAAUGCUCAGACGACGAAAAUGAAGAGGAAGAUGAUGACUGUGACGACAUGCCAAACCACAAAUUCGUUCCUUCUUGGGCCAGCAAGAGCAAUAUUCUUCACACAGUCAUUUCUCAGCAAAAGCGUGAUCCUGAUCUUACUUUCCCUGCGAAAAGCUUCCCCGAUAUAACCCAAGUUCUUUUGCCGCGAAAGUUCCGAUCGCUAUAGCUAUAACUACGAUGAGCCAAACUCAGAUUCAAAGAGACAGAACCACAAACAAAGUAAAUGACUUUGUGUUUCAGUUCCUUUCGUUUUGAAGGAAAUGAGGAACAACUCCUUACUAAAUUCAUAGUAGUUUGUGAAUAGUCUGUAACAAAUUAUCGUACAAUCAAAAUCGAAUCUUUCAAGAUUCCUUUUUGCUUUUGUAAGGAUUAGUGAAUGGGUAAUGUAAUAAUUAAAUUAGUCUCCCAUU